AUGCCUCCCUCCACCACCGACACACCCCCCAAACCAGCCUACUUCCCCACCUCACCGCUCUCGCCGCUCCACCCCCCUUCAACCCUCUACUCGCACCUCCGCUCCCUGCCCCCCUCCUCCCUCCACCCCACCCACACGCACCUCAUCCCCCCGCGCUCCGCCCACGCCUUCCUCGUCCCCGCAGGCUCCCUAUUCCGCCUCUCGACGCCCCAGGGCGCACAAGUCGGCGACCUGAACGUCUGGAACGCGAGUGAUGCGCGGGAAAAGUUCUGGGCGGCCCGGACGCGGCAGUUGCAGAGUAGCCAUUUGCGGGUUGGGGAUCGCUUGUGGAGUUGCCUGCCGUUUUUGAGGCCGUUGUGUGGGGUUGUUGAGGAUGGGUGUUUGCUUGGGGAGAGGAAGGCGGAGGGGAUCGAGGGUGAGGGUGAGGGUGAGGGUGAGGGCGAGGCGAAGGAGAGGACAAAGUGGGGAGGCAGGUGUCAUGAUUUGUUGGGCACGAGAUGUGAUCCUUAUGUGUCACACAUGCUUACGGGCGCGAGCUACGAUUUCCACUGCCACUCCAACCUCGUGCGGGCGGUCUUGCCGUUUGGUCUCACGGAAUUCGACGUUCACGAUGUACUCAAUGUGUUUCAGGUUACUGGGCUGGAUGAGCAAGGGAGAUACUUUAUGGAGGCUAGCCCUGCGACUGAGGAGAGUUAUAUUACGUUUUUUGCGGAGCAGGAUUUGCUGUGUGCGUUGAGUACGUGUCCGGGCGGGGAUUUGAGUGCGUGGGGGUGGCAUCAGGCGGAGGAAGGGAAGGAAGGGGGGGAGGGGGAGGCACCGCCGGAUAUGAAGAGUACGUGUCGGCCGAUUAAAGUGGAGGUGCUGGAGAUUGAGGAAGGGGUGAGGAGGGAGGUGUUGAAGGAUUGGAAGAGGCCUGAGAAAAGUGGGUAUGCGGGUAUGCAUGGGAUGAGGAUUCCGACUGGAGAAGAGUGA
This is a messenger RNA of Bipolaris oryzae ATCC 44560, 972 nucleotides long. RefSeq lists its product as uncharacterized. NCBI's taxonomy places the organism in Eukaryota, Fungi, Ascomycota, Dothideomycetes, Pleosporales, Pleosporaceae. Bases 1 to 972 code for a protein of 323 amino acids. The record is from RefSeq and is a predicted model, not a curated record. The transcript is spliced from 2 exons.